AUGGGCCUGCUCUGGCCUGCUCGAGAGCCCGCUGCUGGGCCCGCUGCUCGACUCUCAUCUUCGUCCCGAUCCGAUCAACAGAAUCAGCUCCCCGCGCAUAAUGACAACCACUCGACCGAUCUUGGUAUUGAAGCGUCCGCCGUACAGCUUUGUAGAACGGACAGCGUGGUCAGCGCGAUGGCCCGAUGGCCGAACCGACGCUGAGCUACUGCUGAGCUCGCCCCACCACCACCUCUUCCUGCGCAGAGGCAAGUGCGCAGGCCUCGAAUCAAGCUCAAACCACUCAAGUACCGCGUUCCCAUCCGCGACUACCUCGGCACCAGAUGACCGUGUGUACCCACUGCAAGGCUCGACACUGGGAGUGCGAAAGGACGAAGUUGACCGGACACUUCAGCACGUGCUGCUCGCAGGGCAAGGUGCAGCUACCUCCCUCUCUCCGGCCCAAUCCCAACUUUCAACAGCUACUUGAAGGCUCGGAUAGCGGUCAGUUGCUCCGUCCAACGUCAUUCGUCUGUAGUAGACCCACAUGCUGAACUGUGCGACCCACCUACACAGAAGCUAAGGCAUUCCGGCGUUCCGCGAGAAUGCCCGGUCGUACAACAACGCGCUGUCGUUCACUUCGCUCGCUGCCCACGUUGACCAGACUCGACCAGGCACUCAAGGACCCCGCAUGUUUUGGGUAUUUUGUCGCCUUGUCGCCUUUACCAUCGACUCAGGCACUCUCGGCGCCCUAAUUCCUGCCGUCAAUCAGCGCCCAACCUUUGCCAAAACAUGGCUCAUCUGCCCGGCCGAGGCCACCGACACUCAACUUGGCCCCGACGGCGCAGACAGUCGCAUACAAAGAUCUACUUUGACCAAGCUCGACUCCAUGUUGGGCACCGGGACUCGCUUUGUGAGGGAGUUCGCAUCGGCCAAAGCCCGCACAGGUUGGGGUACGGCCAAAGAAUGGGUCCUGCGCCUCUGUCUAACACCUUGCCGGGACCGACGCACCCACAACCUUCCUCCGUGGAGCACGGAAAUGGCGAUGCCUAUCUGCGAUUCCGACACCAACAUGUGAGGUCGUGGACCGCAAGACCUUAAUCUUCAGGCGCACGGUGAUCAAUGUCCCGACGGUCGGCCCAAGUACCAAGUUGUUAGCUCGCUCCAUCCGUCUGCGAUGCCUCUCCGUUCCCCACUCCUAUUCCCUGCAGGAGAAGAUGACUGCCUCCCCAACAUUCCUCUUUGCAGUUCCAACCAAGCUGGGUCACCCUUCGCCGACGAAGAGGAUGAAGACGAGGAGGAAGGGGACGAAGAGAAUGGUGAUGGUGAACGUAAGCGCCUUCGGCUCUUUCUCGGAUGUUCCAUUCUGUUAAGGCGCACGCACAGACUGACAUUUAACGUUCUAACACCUAGGAUGAAGCUCAAAUCAAGGGGGUCGAGGUGGCGAGUCUCGCGUUCACAGUUAUUUGCGUACUACUUGCACAAACGCGACGAGUACUUCUCAAUCCCGCAUUGCACCCAACGUGCCUUCCUGGCGUUCGUGAUGACGGAUACUCCCACGUCGAGACCGAUCGACUCAACUUACCUCCAGUUGCAUCAAGAAAACCUCCGCCUCACCACGGGCCAAGGUAUCAUCACCUUGACCCCGGAUCAAAUUGGAUGUUCGGUGAUUUUGGGCUCAACGUUCAAGAAUAGACCGCGCGAGAACACGCAGCAUUAUCAAGAUGCGAUGGCGUGCGUCGUCAAAUAUGGAAAGCCUUCGCUGUUCAUCACGGUGACGUGCAACCCCGAAUGGCCGGCAAACAAGGUUGCACUGGGGCCGAACGACCAAGCAUGCAACCGACCGGAUCUCAUUGCACGAGUGUUUGAAGCCAAGUUGAACCGACUCUGCGACGACAUUUUUGGCAACAAGCAACGGGCAGGCUGUUUGGGCGAUGAAUGGAGAACUGUUUCUUUGCUGUACUUUGUAGUGUGUUUUCUUAGCCUCUGUUGAAAUCAUGUAGACUGUUCGAUUCUCCUGCUAUUUGAAUUUCAUCCUCUCGUUAAUUUAACGGGUUCCCACUGGUACCUCUAUAUAUAAAAAAGGUGAGUUAAGGAAUGUACCUAAAAUCACUGUUUUUAACUAAGUGGCGGCCCGGAGGGCCGCCUGUGGUGGAUGUGCCAGCAUACUGUUGGGUCUAACGCACCUGCCCGUGGUGUCCAUGUUCCGAUCAGAAGUCAUGUACAAGCUCUGUGGUACCUUUUGUAUUUUUCGCGCCAGUCGAACGAAGCUACAGCGUUCCCAGUAUUUUCCUUCACUUUUUCGUUGACCUAA
Microbotryum saponariae is the source of this 2293-nucleotide messenger RNA. The record is from the annotation of a GenBank genome assembly. Lineage: Eukaryota; Fungi; Basidiomycota; Microbotryomycetes; Microbotryales; Microbotryaceae.